UGAAACCACAUCCUCUCCCUCUAUAAACACCCCCCCUUGCUCCCUUCCGAACUGAUACUUCGUCUCCCCCCAUCUGCUCACUGCGCCUCAGUUGCCCGGAAGCUCUGUUCUCUUCUUCCUUCAAUUCCCAGCUCAAAGCUUCAAUCUUCAGCUCAGGCACCUCUGAAGUUGUUUUACAGAGGAUAAGGCAUGGCGUCAUCAAUGACAUGCCUUGUUGGUAACGGUCUUACCACCAAGAGCACAAAGUCAGAUUUGACCAGGGGGUUCUAUGGCAGAAACGUUCUGCCUUCAUCUCGCCUUCCAACUCGAGUUAGGGCAGGGAAAACAGUUUCCAUAAAGGGAUCCUUAGAGCAGAAGAGGCAUGAAGGCAGGAGAAAUUUCCUAAAGUUGCUGGGGAACAUAGGGGUAGCAGCACCUGCUUUGUUAAACAGUGGCAAAGCUGCUGCCGAUGAGCAGGGGGUUUCUUCCUCUAGAAUGUCGUACUCCAGGUUUCUGGAGUAUCUAGACAAGGAUAGGGUGAAGAAGGUGGAUUUGUUCGAAAAUGGGACUAUAGCUAUUGUUGAAGCGGUAUCUCCUGAGUUAGGUAACAGGAUUCAAAGGGUCCGUGUUCAGCUCCCUGGGCUUAGCCAGGAGCUCCUUCAAAAGUUCAGGGAGAAGAACAUUGACUUUGCAGCCCACAAUGCUCAGGAGGACUCAGGUUCUCUGUUAUUCAACUUGAUCGGGAACCUCGCCUUCCCCUUGAUAUUGAUUGGGGGUCUGUUCCUUCUGUCAAGGCGCUCAUCAGGAGGAAUGGGAGGUCCGGGCGGGCCUGGGUUUCCUCUUGCCUUUGGACAAUCCAAAGCCAAGUUCCAGAUGGAACCAAACACAGGUGUAACAUUCGAUGAUGUUGCUGGAGUCGAUGAGGCAAAGCAAGAUUUCAUGGAAGUGGUUGAGUUCCUGAAGAAGCCCGAAAGGUUUACUGCAGUUGGUGCCCGAAUUCCUAAAGGUGUACUUCUAGUUGGUCCUCCUGGAACUGGAAAAACUCUUCUCGCCAAGGCAAUUGCUGGUGAAGCUGGUGUUCCAUUUUUCUCCAUCUCCGGUUCUGAGUUCGUUGAGAUGUUUGUUGGUGUUGGUGCGUCUAGAGUUCGUGAUCUGUUCAAGAAAGCCAAAGAGAAUGCCCCUUGCAUUGUGUUUGUUGAUGAAAUUGAUGCUGUUGGGCGGCAAAGGGGAACUGGAAUUGGCGGAGGAAAUGAUGAAAGGGAGCAGACUCUUAAUCAGCUCUUGACAGAGAUGGAUGGAUUCGAGGGAAACACUGGUAUCAUCGUUAUUGCUGCAACUAACCGUGCCGAUAUCCUCGACUCUGCCUUAUUACGGCCUGGCCGAUUUGACAGACAGGUAACAGUUGAUGUUCCCGAUAUUCGGGGAAGAACUGAAAUUCUGAAGGUGCACGCUAGCAACAAGAAGUUCGAUGGCGAUGUUUCUCUUGAUGUUAUUGCAAUGAGAACUCCUGGGUUCAGUGGAGCAGAUCUUGCAAACCUGUUGAAUGAGGCUGCUAUACUGGCCGGUCGUCGUGGAAAGACUGCCAUCUCUUCAAAAGAGAUUGAUGAUUCUAUUGAUAGGAUUGUUGCUGGAAUGGAAGGAACUGUGAUGACGGAUGGGAAGAGCAAGAGUUUGGUGGCAUACCAUGAAGUCGGUCAUGCCGUUUGCGGGACUUUGACCCCUGGGCAUGAUCCUGUUCAGAAGGUUACGCUGGUUCCUCGUGGUCAGGCACGAGGUCUCACCUGGUUCAUUCCAGCUGAUGACCCCACCCUUAUCUCGAAACAACAACUCUUUGCGAGAAUUGUGGGUGGUCUCGGUGGCAGAGCUGCUGAGGCAGUGAUCUUCGGGGAGCCCGAGGUUACCACUGGUGCAGCUGGUGAUUUGCAGCAGAUCACUGGUUUGGCGAAACAGAUGGUGACUACAUUCGGAAUGUCCGAGAUCGGCCCAUGGUCCCUGAUGGACUCGGGGGCGCAGAGCGCCGAUGUCAUCAUGAGGAUGAUGGCGAGAAAUUCCAUGUCGGAGAAACUUGCUGUGGAUAUUGAUGCCGCUGUCAAGAGAAUCUCAGACAGUGCCUAUGAAAUUGCACUGAGCCAAAUCAGGAGCAACCGGGAGGCCAUGGACAAAAUUGUGGAAGUCCUCCUCGAGAAGGAAACAAUGACAGGAGAUGAGUUCCGAGCUAUCCUGUCGGAGUUUGUGGAAAUCCCGGCUGAGAACCGGGUUUCUCCAUCAGUCCCAACACCAGUCUCGGUCUAAGGCAGCCUGUUCGAUGACACCUUAGGGCCCUCACAUCCUAUUAUUUGUUCAAAUGUAUAGUGUAUGAUAUCAUUAACUGGUCUUAUAUAGGCAGAGCACAUACUGCUCUCUUGUUUCUGCAGUUUUUGAGCUGUGACGAUCUUGUACACUCAUCCGAGACAAACGAUUGUUCGAUAUUGAAUACCGAAGCACGAAGCUUGCGACUGAUUGGGGCA
This is a messenger RNA of Punica granatum (pomegranate), 2486 nucleotides long. The record is from RefSeq and is a predicted model, not a curated record. Lineage: Eukaryota; Viridiplantae; Streptophyta; Magnoliopsida; Myrtales; Lythraceae.